Molecule: messenger RNA, 1296 nt
Organism: Ilyonectria robusta
Lineage: Eukaryota; Fungi; Ascomycota; Sordariomycetes; Hypocreales; Nectriaceae
Product: eukaryotic translation initiation factor 3 subunit M
Exons: 2
Coding region: 1-1296 (431 amino acids)
Biological process (GO): cytoplasmic translational initiation
Cellular component (GO): eukaryotic translation initiation factor 3 complex; cytoplasm
Molecular function (GO): translation initiation factor activity
Source: RefSeq, a predicted model, not a curated record
AUGGCCGCCCCCAAGCCUGCUGGCCAGCCCCAGCUGCUCUUCGUCGAUGGAUCCUUCGAGGACCUCGCCACCGAGAUGGCCGACUACCUCAAGGCCGAGGACGCCAAGCAACUGUUGAGCCAGGACGCGAAGCCUUCGACUGAGGAUGUCGUGGCCAAGCUGGUCGCCGCCUCCAACGCCCUAAACACCGUCUCCGAGAAGGAGUACACUGCUGCCUCCAACCUCAUGAUCCACCUGGUCCUGCAGUCCUCCGAUCCCAAGAAGUACCUGCCCACGCUAUGCAGCACCUUCGCCAAGCCUCUGGUCAACUCGCCCGUCCACGGCGCCGGCCUGUCUCUCAACGCCCUGACUACCGUCUUCAACCUGCUUGCGCCAACCGACCCCGUUCGCGCGCGCGUCUUCAUGGAGAUCCUCAAGUUCCUGCGGGCGCACGGCAUGUACGAGAGCCUGCGACAGUACCUCGACAAGUUGCCUGAGUGGCUGGAGAGCUGGGCUACUGAGGUGGCCCUGCAGCGUCAGAUCUACGAGGAGGUGGCCGAGGUGGCCCUGGAGGCCGGUGCGCAAUCGCAAGGCUACGAGUAUAUCCUUAAGGCUCUGCGAACAUUUGAUGGCGAUGAGAAGGAUGAGGUCGCCUCCGAAGAGGCCCAGCGAUUGUCCCUCCGUGCCGUCAAGAUGGCUAUUCUCUCCAGCACCUACUUCCUCUUCCAAGACCUGCGAGCCAUUCCCAGCGUGCAGGCCCUCAGCGAUUCUCACCCCGUCUACUCGCAACUCCUCGAUAUCUUUGCGGAGCAGGACCUUGAGGACUACAACGACUUCAACGAGGAGCACGAAGGUUGGGUCGAGGAGGAGAAGCUGGACCACGAGAAGCUCCACCGCAAGAUGCGACUCCUCACCUUCGCCAGCCUUGCGGCCGCCACCCCCAGCCGCGAGAUCGAGUAUGCCAAGAUCACCAAGGCCCUCCGGAUUCCCCAGGAGGAGAUUGAGAUGUGGGCCAUUGACGUGAUUCGUGCCGGCCUCGUUGAGGGCAAGCUGUCGCAGCAGCGCAGCAUGUUCCUCGUCCACAAGGUCACCUACCGAGUCUUCGGCCAGAAGCAGUACCAGGAGCUGGCCACCCGAGUCGACCACUGGCGAUCAACGCUGCAGAGCGUGCUCGGAGUUUUGCAACAGGAACAGGCCAACGCCAAGGCGCAGAGGGAGCGUGAGCAGCAGGAGCUGGAGCGAAAGUUGAACAACACGGGCAUGGGCGGCCCGGACAGGCGCCGCCAGCAGCGCGAGCGCACCGACAAUGACGACUAA